This is a messenger RNA of Staurois parvus, 1860 nucleotides long. Lineage: Eukaryota; Metazoa; Chordata; Amphibia; Anura; Ranidae. The record is from the annotation of a GenBank genome assembly.
AUUAUAUUUUUGUUAUGUUGAUUCUAGGAUACUGCUGGCAAAGUCCUGGACCGCUGGGCCAUUAUGUCCCGGGAAGAAGAGAUCAUCACACUACAGCAAUUUCUAAGGUUUGGAGAGACAAAAUCUAUUGUGGAGCUUAUGGCCAUUCAGGAGAAAGAAGGUCAGGCAGUGGCUGUUCCUUCCUCAAAGGUUGAUUCAGACAUAAGAACUUUUAUUGAAAGCAACAACCGCACCAGGAGUCCAAGUGUUCUCUCUCACUUAGAAAACAGCAACCCUUCCAGUAUUCACCACUUUGAGAACAUGCCCAAUAGCCUUGCAUUUCUCCUUCCGUUCCAAUAUAUCAAUCCAGUUUCAGCUCCUAUGCUUGGAUUACCUCCUAAUGGGCUUAUGCUAGAACACCCUGGACUGAGGUUGCGGGAUCCUAACAAUUCAAAUCAGAAUGAAUGUGAAGAGACCAGUGAGUCUGAGGUCUCCCCCAUGCCUUAUAGCAGGAGUGAACAACCGUCCAAUAGAAAUGCUUUGAGUAGCAUUACAAACGUUGAGCCAAAAACAGAGCCAAAUAAUGCCUCCCCUUCUCAAGCCUCAACACCUACCAAUGAAAUUAAUAAACCUGACCAUGUCAAAAGUUCCUUUAAAAUUCACAGGAUGAGGCGGAUGGGAGCAUCAUCAAGGAAAGGCAGGGUAUUUUGCAAUGCUUGUGGAAAAACCUUUUAUGAUAAGGGAACUUUAAAAAUUCACUACAAUGCUGUCCAUCUUAAGAUAAAACACAGGUGCACCAUUGAAGGCUGCAACAUGGUUUUCAGUUCUCUUAGAAGUAGAAAUCGGCAUAGUGCAAAUCCCAAUCCUCGGCUUCACAUGCCAAUGCUGAGGAACAAUAGAGAUAAAGACCUUAUCCGUGCAACAUCUGGAGCAGCUACCCCUGUUAUAGCAAGUACAAAAUCAAGCCUAUCUCUAACAAGCCCUGGUCGACCUCCAAUGGGCUUUUCAACACCACCCUUGGACCCUAUUUUGCAAAAUUCACUUUCCAGCCAACUGGUGUUCCCUGCAUUAAAGACUGUACAACCUGUUCCUCCUUUUUACAGAAGUUUAUUAAAUUCAGGAGAUAUGGUGAGCCCUCCAACAUCACUACCUACUAGCCCAAUGUUGCCAGCACCUCUGGGGGUGGAACAACCUCUUCCUUCUCUGCCACAAGAGUUAUCAUCAUCUGUGAUCAACAUGUCAACACAGGAUGCAAACACAGACUUGGCUCCCAAGAAGAAGCCACGGAAAUCAAGUAUGCCCGUCAAAAUUGAAAAGGAAGUGAUUGAUACAGCUGAUGAAUUUGAUGAGGAAGAUGAAGAUCUAGAUCACUGUCCUUCCACAAAUGACAUUAACCAAGAUAACAAUUCUCAAGGUGAUUUAAGUCCUGGAUUGUCCAUCAACAGUUACUCAAAGAAUGGCAGUGGUAGAUGUAUUCUGAGGACAGACACCAGAGCAAACAGUAUCGCUUCAGAAGACCCGGAACAUGAGAGAGAUUUUGAAAAUGAUUCAGAAUCAUCUGAGCCAAAGUAUUGUGAUGAACCAAUGGAAGAUGAUCACCUUUCCUUUCACAAAGAAAGUAAUGUCAGGUCUAUGACAGACAAUGAGAAACCUUUUGAGAAUCACAUUGACUGUCAUCAGCAGGCUGUUAUAAAGGUAAAAGAAGAGUUUACAGACCCUACAUAUGAUAUGUUUUACAUGAGCCACUAUGGACUUUAUAAUGGGGGUAGUGCUGGCAUGGCUGCACUUCAUGAAAGCUUAGGUUCAUCUUUGAACUAUGGAAGCCCUCAAAAAUUCUCUCCGGAGGGUGACCUCUGCUCAAGUCCCGAUCCUAAAAUAUGC